Messenger RNA from Anopheles coustani, 1274 nucleotides. RefSeq names its product SURF1-like protein (gene Surf1). NCBI's taxonomy places the organism in Eukaryota, Metazoa, Arthropoda, Insecta, Diptera, Culicidae. Gene Ontology annotation, cellular component: membrane; mitochondrion. The record is from RefSeq and is a predicted model, not a curated record. Gene Ontology annotation, biological process: mitochondrial respiratory chain complex IV assembly. Bases 91 to 999 code for a protein of 302 amino acids. The transcript has 5 exons.
AAACAGUGUUGUUUGUUGUUCGUUCCCGGUUUGCCGGAUUGUUGUGCAAUAUAUGGGUAAAAGAAUCGAGUGGUUAGUAUCGAAAGAACUAUGUUAAAAGUUCUCCACAUCGUACCGUCGUGGAUCGGUGGAAUCAGAGUCAAUGGAGGUUUAACCGGGCAACACAAACGGUGUACGCUUCUAUGGUCACCCAUACGCACCAUACACACUCGAACGAAGCCACGAAUUUCGCCACCGCCAAAAAUCCGACCGUCUCAGACGGACCAGAGUAAAGGUGUCACUCCGUUCGGAUGGGGAUUGCUACUCAUCCCAGCGACCACGUUCGGUCUCGGCUGUUGGCAGGUGUAUCGAAAGCAAUGGAAGGAAGACCUCAUCCGGGAGCUGGAACGUAAAAUCCACAUGGACCCGGUGCCCAUCCCAGAGAACCUUUCCGAACUAAAUGCCAUGGAGUACGAAACGGUCAAGGUACGCGGGGAGUUUCUGCACGAUCAGGAGCUGCAUUUGGGCCCGAGGGCUUGUAUAGUACACGGCGAUAGCCAUACGACCGGAGGACUCUUUUCACAGCGGGAAGCCUCCAUCGGUUUUCUGGUGAUAACACCGUUUAAGCUGGAGGGACGGGAUGAUAAAAUUCUCGUCAAUCGUGGUUGGGUUCCGAAACGGUUGCUCGAUCCGGCCACACGUCCGGAAGGCCAGGUCAAAGGGACGGUAGAGCUGGAGGGUGUAGUAAGGGUGCAGGAAAAUCGUCCUCAGUUCACCCCGCAGCAACGAGGAGCCAUCUUCAUGUACCGGGAUGUGGACAAGAUGGCCAGCCUGUGUGGCACCGAGCCGUACUACAUCGACGCAAAAGCGUCCUCGACCGUGCCAAUGGGACCGGUUGGUGGACAGACUCGUGUCACGCUGCGCAACGAACACCUGUCGUACAUCGUCACGUGGUUCAGCUUGUCCGGGUUUACCACGUGGCUUUGGUUUCGCCAGGUUGUGCGUGGCAAAUCGUUCUGAUUUAGGCCAGUGAAAAUCAACACCCAACUUGGUUCUUCAACUGGACUUGUGUUUGAUUUAAAGGUUUCGGAUGGGGGAAAUAUAAGGCGAAACCCUGUUACACUUAUUUAUCCUUUUGCUUCUUUCUUGUGUCCAUUGUAUUUUUUAUUUUUUAAUAUGCAACAUGUUUAUUGCAUUAGUCCUUAACGCCUCGGGGGUAAUUAAUUCCUUCCUUAACUGUCGCUCACACGAUAAAACAUCCGUCUAACAUGCGCCCACCAAUCCGAUGUCCAAUC